This is a messenger RNA of Prinia subflava (tawny-flanked prinia), 2595 nucleotides long. It is a transcript of the gene BTBD19, whose product is annotated as BTB domain containing 19. NCBI's taxonomy places the organism in Eukaryota, Metazoa, Chordata, Aves, Passeriformes, Cisticolidae. Gene Ontology annotation, molecular function: protein binding. The record is from RefSeq and is a predicted model, not a curated record. Bases 987 to 1793 code for a protein of 268 amino acids. The transcript is spliced from 9 exons.
CUGGCACGGCACUUGGUUUGGGCUUAGGUGAGCAACCUGAUCUAGUGUGUGGUAUCCCUACCCAUGGCAGGGGUUUGAACUUAAUUGUCCCUUCCCACUCAAGCAUUGCAGGAGAGAGAAGGCUUUCCCCCAUUUCAGGGGACAAAUCUCCCCGCUGGGUUUCAGUCUGCUGCGGUGCUGCUGCUUGGGGACUCAGCCGUGCCCAGCGGCUUUCCAUGGGGCUGUGCAGGCGGAGCUGAGGGUGAUCUCCGAGCAUGUGCUGCCUUUUCCAAAGUCUCAGCUGCCUCCCUCUCUUCUCCCCUAUCCCUUCGCUCUGCAGCAAAGCCACCAGCUUGGGCCGCACGUCCCCGUGCCAGGGGUGCCAGAGCCACGCCGUGAAACACGGCAAGGAAUUCCACCCGCCGCGACACGCGGGCCCGCUUCCCGCUCCGCUGAGUGCGGCACGGAGCCGCCUCUCACGCCUCACUGUCCCAUCGCUCCCGCCCCCUGCUCCCCCGGCAGCCCGGCCUCCAGCCCCGGCGCUGCCUGCCAGGUUUCCCUGGCAAUGGGCCGUGCCGUACGGCGCAGCGGGCUGCCUUCCCCCCGCGGCCUCCCCGGGCCGGCCGCCCUCCCGACAGCCUCCGGAUUCCCUGCCGCCAUCCUCCAGCCCGCUGCCGCCGGCCUGCGCCUCCUCCCGCCGCCGCGCUCGCUGAGCAGCCCAUGGCCGGACCCUGCUCGGCGCGGCUGCAGGGCGACGCGGCCGCCUUCAGCGCUGCCCUGCGCACCCUGGUCAACAACCCCCAGUUCAGGCAGUUCGGGGAGCCCCGGGCAGCUGGCGGGGCCGGCGUGGCUUGUGCAGCGCUCCCCACACACCGCAUGAAAACAGGAGCCUGGGGCUGCCCACGUGUAGCCCACCCUGGACAGCCGUCAUCUCUCAGGAGGAGGGAGAGUUCCUGGGUGUGCCCAGACCCUCUCUGUCCCCAGGCAUUGUGCCAACAGGCGAUGUGAUGUUUGUGGUAGGCCAGGAGCAGCAGAAGGUGUUUGCACAUCGCUGUGUGCUGGCGUGCCGCUGUCAGGCGUUCCGUGGGAUGCUCAGCCAGGCACCAGUGGGCAGCCAGGACUCCUCCAGCAGCGUCCCACCCCAGGGGCCCUUCAUCCUGGGCAACGUGCAGCCUGAGGUCUUCUUGGCCGUCAUUGAGUUCCUCUACACCAACAGCGUCACCCUGAACAGCCACAUAGCACUGGAGGUGCUGACCUCAUCGGUGGAGUACGGCUUGCAGGACCUAUGCAAGCUCUGUGUCAAGUUCAUCAAGGACACGCUGAGUGUGGAGCAAGUCUGCGAGGCUCUGCAGGCUGCAGUGACCUAUGGGCAGGUGGACCUCCAGCAGCACUGCCUGGCCUUCAUCGAGGGCUGCACCGCGGCAGUGGUGCGGACACAGGGCUUCCGUGAGCUCUCUGAUGUGGUGCUGGCACGGGUGCUGCGCAGUGACCGCCUGGCCGUGGAUGAGCUGGACCUGGUGCAGGCUGUGCGGGAGUGGGCACACGUCAGCUCGGCUGUCCUGGAGCGCCCAGUGCCAGAGGUGGCUGCGCUGCCCGUGAGGGAGCUGCGUCUGCCCUUGCUGGCACCCAGCGAACUGGUGACGCUGGAGAGCUACAACCAGCAGGACCUCCUCAUCCCGGUGGAGAACAUCGCGGCAGCUUGGCGUGCCCACGCACUGAGGAAGGGCAGUGGGGUGCCCUCCCGCCUCUGCCGUCCCCGCCGGGGCACGCGGCCCCGCGACCAUCACCGUCACCUCGAGCCACAUGCCAAGUAGGGGUUGGGCAGUGAGUUUUGUCCAGCCCAGCCAGGGAUUCUGCAGUGGGGCAGGGCGUGGGGCUUGGCACUGAUGCUGCUGUGGCCAAGGGCAUUGAUAAGGCAAAGCAUCGCUUCAUCCCAUGUCACAGCGUCGGGGCCAGAGCAGGAUGCCUGGGUCAGCCCCAGAAGCGAUGCAGGGGCUGGGGGUAGGGUAGAGCUGGGCUAUGCGAUGUGUGCAAGGACACUGCAGGUUGCCCAGGCAGUGACCCAAGGGUGGUGGGGCUGCAGAGAUCCCUGCGGGAUAGGGACCCAAGAUGAGCUCUCCCUUCCCCGGGGCCGUGCUGCCCUCCCCCGGCAGCAGGGCCGUGCUGCAGCGGGAGAGCGCCAGCACCUGCCCAGGCAGGGGCACGGAACCCUCCACGGCAGCGGCACGGGGACUCCGGGGCUUGGAGCGGGUGCAGGUAGGAGGGGACACAUGGGCAUCUUUGCACGCACCGCUGCACCGACAGGCUCCCACCCCCCAACCCCCGCCAAGCCCUGCCAGCAGGCCACACACACGCAGGACAGGCUGCCAGCCCCCCGUGUGCCACACACACUGUGUGCAGCCCUCCUCGCACCCCCCCCCGCGUGUGUGCACACAGCUGGGUCUGUCUCAAGCACACAUCCCCCCCUUCCAGCUGUGUUCCCCAGGAGAAAGGGCCGGACACAGCAGGUAAUUUAUAUAUAAUAUAUAUAUUUACUCUUUAAAAAUAAACCUUCGGUCCCCACUACCGCCUGUACAAACUACAAAAAUAAACCUUUGCUCUCUUUGAUAUAAAUAA